UGUGUAAUUUGCCAUGGUUGUGGUUGGCUGGUUCGGAGUCACCGCGUUCCGGCACCCCGUCCCCAAGACUGUAGGAAUCGGGCCUCCAUGAUGACUGACCAUUUGGCGGACCUACUGUCUGGGGCAGCACUGGACACCUCUACCACCACUCUGAGCUUUGCAAACAGGGGCCUUAAACUUGACACAGAGGAAGAUGCCAAGGAGAUCACGACGGCCAUAGGCAGCCAGAAGACACUGAAGUCACUAGUCCUGGAAGGAAACACUCUGGGGAUAGGUGCAGCCAAGGCCAUCGGAAAGGCUCUGGAAAGCCACCCAGAGCUUCAGGAGAUCCACGGAAAAGACCUCUUCACAGGCAGGCUGAAAACAGAAAUUCCCCAGACCCUGACAUUCGUGGGCAGCGGGCUGAUUUUGGCGGGCGCUCGGCUAGCCGUGCUCGACCUGAGCGACAACGCGAUCGGCCCGGUCGGCAUGGACGGACUGCACGUGCUGCUGACCAGCCCCGUCUGCUACAGCCUGCAGGAACUGCUCUUCAACAACAACGGCUGGGGGCCCACCGGCGGCCAGCGGCUGGCCGACUGCCUGAUCGAGUGCCACGAGCGCAGCGUGCGCGACGGCGCGCCGAUGCGGCUGCGCGUGUUCGUGUCGGGCCGCAGCCGGCUGGAGAACCCCGGCGCCAGCCGGCUGGCCGAGUUCUUCCGGCGGGUGAAGACGAUGGAGAAGGUGGUGAUGCCGCAGAACGGCAUCUACCACCAGGGCGUGCGGGCUCUAGCGGAGGCGCUCAGCGAGAACCCGGCCCUGCAGCAUCUUGAUCUCGACGACAAUCUGCUCACUCCCAAAGGGGCCCGCGCGCUGGCCGCGUACCUGCCGCUGAUGAGCGAGCUGCGCGUGCUCAACCUCAACGACUGUCUGCUGAAGUCGGCCGGAGCGCGGGCGCUGGCGGACGCGCUGCGGGGCAACAACCCCAAGCUGACGGAGCUGCACAUGGCCUUCAACGAGGUGGCGACGCCGGCGGCGCUGUCCGUGGUGGAGGCGCUCGCCGACCACGGCCAGCUGGAGCUGCUCCAGCUCGACGGCAACCACCUGGGCGAGCGGGGCAUCACGGCCGUGCGCCAGGCAGCCGCCGACCGCGGCCUGGCCGACAGCCUGGCCGGCUUCAGUGAGGACGAAAGCGAACCGGACUCGGAUGAGAAGGACGACGAAGACGAGGAGGACGAGGAGGGGGAGGAGGAGGAGGAUGAGGAGGAACAUAGCGAUGGCGAGCACGUGUCGCCUCUGAAGCGGCCCGACCCGGCUCCGGCCAAGUGCACCGUCGCCGAGUUCCUGCGCCAGCCGACGGCGGCGCGCCUGCUGGCUCUGGGCGGCGAUCGGCGAGCGCAGCUGGUUCGCGAGGCGAACGGGACGGAGGUGCCGGCGGACGCGGCGGCGACCGUGCGCCGCCACCUGGAGGUGCUGUCGGCCGUUUGUCGCGUGGACGCGGCGGCCGGCCCGGCGGCGGACGUGCUGCCUGGCCUGGUGGACGGCCUGUUGGAGUCGGCGCUGCGGGCCGCCGGCGGCAACCUGGGACUGUUCGCCAACACGCUGCUCGUCUACCUGGGUCUCAUCAAGUGCGAGGACAAGAAGUUCUCGGUCAGCUGGGACGUCAAGGGCAUGAUCGUAGCCCUGACCCGGGCUGUGCAGCAGGCCUACUUCCCGGCCUCUGUGCGGAAUACGCUGCAGACUUUCCUCAGCAGGCCCAACAAGACCAUCGACGUACACCCGAAGCAGAAGCACCUGCUAAUGCAGGCGCUGUACCAGUAGCGCGCGUUUAGACAUUGGCAUCUAUGUUCGAUUCCUCAUCGUGUACACUCCAGUCAUGAAUAAAUUCGCACACAAACGAA
Messenger RNA from Pollicipes pollicipes, 1877 nucleotides. Its product is annotated as ran GTPase-activating protein 1-like. Gene Ontology annotation, biological process: signal transduction; activation of GTPase activity; nucleocytoplasmic transport. Gene Ontology annotation, cellular component: cytosol; perinuclear region of cytoplasm; nucleus. Gene Ontology annotation, molecular function: small GTPase binding; GTPase activator activity. The record is from RefSeq and is a predicted model, not a curated record. Lineage: Eukaryota; Metazoa; Arthropoda; Thecostraca; Pollicipedomorpha; Pollicipedidae.